Penaeus chinensis is the source of this 883-nucleotide messenger RNA. RefSeq names its product lysosomal acid glucosylceramidase-like. Lineage: Eukaryota; Metazoa; Arthropoda; Malacostraca; Decapoda; Penaeidae. The transcript is spliced from 6 exons. Gene Ontology annotation, molecular function: glucosylceramidase activity. The record is from RefSeq and is a predicted model, not a curated record. Bases 278 to 883 code for a protein of 201 amino acids. Gene Ontology annotation, biological process: glucosylceramide catabolic process.
CAACAGUCUGAACGUGACCUCACCCAACGAAAAGAAGUAGAAAGAAGUGUGUUGUAAAGCGUAAAAGAGAGUGCAAAGAAAAGAAGCAUCUCAUUGUAAACUUUCAAGAGGGUUAUUUCGCACAGAACUGCAUCGUCGACAUGAGGUUUCCCCACAGGACAGUAAAGAGAAAGAGGUGAAAGAAACUUAAAAAAAAAUAAGUGUUUUGAAAGCCAGACUCUCUCAUAGUAAACGUUCAAGAAAAAGUGUUUAUUCCGUUCAGCGUAGCACCUCCAGCAUGAGGUUUCCACACGACAGCCUUGUGAUACCAACAGCGACUCUUUUACUACUGGCAUCUCUCUGCACUCAAGGAGCCGGUGAGCCCUGCUUCGCCCGCACCUUCGGCCAGGACAGCGUGGUGUGUGUCUGCUCUGCCCGCGGGUGUGACCUCCCCGGCCGGCUGACCCUGCCUGACCCCGGCCACUUCACCGUCGUGACCUCUUCUCGCGAUGGCCUCAGGUUUCACGUGGAGACGAAGGAGGUCGAUGAUUUUGGGGAGGAAGAAGCAGAAGACCCGAAAGGCACGACAACCAUAGAAGUGGACUUGGACGACCGUCGGCAGGUGAUGCUCGGUUUCGGCGCCGCCUUCACCGACGCUUCGGGAAUCAACCUCGCUGCACUUUCCCCCGACGUCAGAGAGAUGGCGCUGAGGUCCUAUUUCUCUCCUGAGGGUAUUGAGUAUGAUCUCAGCCGCGUCCCGAUCGGUAGCUGCGACUUCUCCGUGAAGCCAUACUCUUACGCGGAAGUCGAGGGCGACGUCGAACUCGAACACUUCAAACUGGCUCAGGAAGACUUUCUAUACAAGGAUGGUGUUUAUAUAGCCUUCACGCGGACGCGAACGUAG